CUGGAGUCGACCUAUACCGGUAUGUUCGCCAAGGAAAUCGUAAUCGACUGCCGCGGGCACCUUCUGGGCCGCCUUGCGAGCAUGAUCGCUAAAGAGCUUCUUAGCGGUCAGAAGAUUGUUGCUGUCCACUGCGAGGGCAUCAACAUCUCUGGCUCCUUGUUCCGUAACAAGCUGAAGUACGAGAGCUUCAAGCGUAAGCACACCAACUCCAACCCCAAGAAGGGCCCCAUCCACUUCAGAGCUCCCUCUAAGAUCUUGUGGAGGACUAUUCGUGGUAUGAUCCGUCAUAAGACCGCCCGUGGCCAGGCUGCUCUUGAUCGUCUGAAGGUUUUCGAUGGUAUGCCGCAUCCUUACGAUAAGGCCCCCAAGCAGGUCAUCCCUUGCGCCCUCAAGGCCUUAAGACUGAAGCCUACUCGUAAGUUCUGCUGCCUCGGCGACUUGAGUGAGAGGGUUGGCUGGAAGUGCAAGUCUCUUGUCGAGCGUCUCACUGAGCGUCGUAACCUCCACAAGGCCGAGUACUACACGAAGGUCACUAAGACCAUCCGCAAGGUCAGGUCUGAGGCCCAGAGACAGGUUGCUGCUGACCCCAAGCUCAAGGCUGAACUUGCUACUGUUGCUCCCAUCAGCUUCUAAGAAGGAGGAGGAGGCAGAUCACUUCCACGACUGUCGUACGAUAAAGAUCGACUUCCUACUAGGUGGCUAACCUGACCGGAG
Perkinsus marinus ATCC 50983 is the source of this 714-nucleotide messenger RNA. RefSeq names its product 60S ribosomal protein L13A, putative. Gene Ontology annotation, biological process: negative regulation of translation; translation. The transcript has 4 exons. Gene Ontology annotation, cellular component: ribosome; cytosolic large ribosomal subunit. The coding region runs from base 22 to 633 and encodes 203 amino acids. Gene Ontology annotation, molecular function: mRNA binding; structural constituent of ribosome. The record is from RefSeq and is a predicted model, not a curated record. Lineage: Eukaryota; Perkinsozoa; Perkinsida; Perkinsidae.